CCCCAGCCCUAAGAUAGCCCGUCCUCCCUAAAGAAGCAGAAGAGACGUCGUCCCCCCCCACCAAAAAAGCCAUCCCCCCGUUCUGCCCCGUCGCACAUUCGGCUCCUGCGACUCGGUCAGAGCGGCGCUGGCAGAGGAGUGCCCGGCAGAAGGGCCUUCGCCCGCUGUUCGGUUUGCAAACCCGCAGCAGGGAGGUGGGCGGCAGCGUCGCCGGCUUCCAGUUACCAAUGGGGAUCCCAGUGGGGAAGUCGAUGUUGGUGCUUCUCAUCUCUUUGGCCUUCGCCUUGUGCUGCAUUGCUGCUUACCGCCCCAGCGAGACCCUGUGCGGAGGGGAGCUUGUUGACACGCUUCAGUUUGUCUGUUCGGACCGCGGCUUUUACUUCAGCAGGCCUUCAAGCCGUGCCAACCGUCGCAGCCGUGGCAUCGUGGAAGAGUGUUGCUUCCGCCGCUGCGACCUGAACCUCCUGGAGACAUACUGUGCCACCCCCGCCAAGUCCGAGAGGGAUGUGUCAACUCUUGAGCCCAUUCUUCCGGACGACUUCCCCAGAUACCCCGUGGGCAAGUUUUUCCAAUACGACACCUGGAGAAAGUCCGCCCAACGCCUGCGCAGAGGCCUGCCUGCCCUCCUGCGUGCCCGCCGGGGUCGCAUGCUCGCCAGAGAACUCCAAGCGUUCAGAGAGGCCAACCGUCACCGUCCCCUGAUCGCCUUACCACCCAAAGAUCCCGCCCACGGGGGAGCCUCUUCGGAGAUGUCCAGCAAUCAUCAGUGAACCAAAUUGUUUGGUAAUUCUGCAAUGUAACACCAUCAUUCUGUGACCUCCUCUUGAGCAGGGACAGUUCCAUCACGUCUCACACUAAGAUCUCUCUGCACCACUUCCUCCCCUAGGCUUCUCCCCACCUACCCCCAUGCCCCGCCUCCCCAUGUCAGGCUGCUCCCCUGGCCCCAUACCAUCGGGCAACUCUUCAAAACUAAAUUGAUUGGCUCUAAACAACCCAAAUACCCCCCCCAAAUUGUUCUAAAAGAAAAACUUUAAAACAUACAGUCCCUUUAAAAAACAAAUUGACUUUAAAUUGGCUCUAAACAACCCAAGUAACUCCCUCCCCAAAUUGAUCUAAAAGAAAAACUUUAAAACAUACCGUCCCUUUAAAAAACAAAUUGGCUUUGGAUUGGCUCUAAACAACCCAAGUAACUCCCCCAAAUUGUUCUAAAAGAAAAACUUUAAAACAUACAGUCCCUUUAAAAAACAAAUUGGCUUUUUAGAAACACCAGAACUGUUAACUUAAAAAUUUAAUAACUAAAAAAAAUCAAUUGGCUAAAAACAUACUAAAAAUUAAUUGGCUUAAAAACAAUUGGCAAAAUAAUAUAAUUGGCGCCCCCCCCCUUCCUCUUCUUCCCAUUUGGAUCUUUAGUCAAAUUGGCUUAGACUUGGAUCUCAGAACCCAAGAAGAAAGGAAGGGGACCCAAAGUUUUCCAGGUGGCAUGUCAUUACUUCAGUGCUAUCUCCUUGUCACCACAUAGAUAGAGCGCCUUAGCGCAAGCUGAGAACAACAGCCACCCAAACUUUCUUUACUGGCCAUUCCAUCCUAGAUGUCACCAUGUCACCACAGGGCUGGGUGAAAAGAAAGAACACAAGAAGAGGAACAGAGCAUGGAAACUGAAAACAAAACUUAAUUGGCAUAAGUCCCCCAAUCCCAAAAUCUUAUUUUUUGGUACCUAGCUAAAAUGCAGAUGUUUUUACUUAUCCCUAUAGACACACACACAAACACAAGUAUGCGCCAUAUAUGCACACACAUAAGCACACUCACUUACAUACUUACACACACCCCUCACAAUUAGAUGAGAACAUUGAAAUGGCUGAAUAGCUCCUAUUCAGACCACAUUGCCCAAACCAAGAUUCAUUCCCAAUUUGCAAAGCAGUUUGCAUGGUUUGAGCUCCCCUCCCAGUCCAUCUAGUUUCUGCUGCUGCUUGUGGGCCCUGUGUAUGACCAGGCUGUAAGUUCCAUCUUUCCCAGAGAAGGAGGUGUUCCUACAAGGCUCACUUCCAUCGGGGCGCCUGUCCCCAGGGACCCCUACAGCAUGAGCCCAGUGCUCCCCAGCCCCCCACCCGGUGUGGGCCAAUGCCUAUCCACCUUGUAUGUUGGCCUCCUCCAGUGUAGAAUAAGUUUGGCCUGAUAAGGAGAUAGCACUGCCAAGUAAGACAUGCCACCCGAGUAGCCUGACCCCUGGGUGUGUUCCAGGAGGAAAGAUCUGGGGAACAUCCCCUGCCCUGAGCACACCUAUGGGCCAUCUCUGUCAGUCUCCUGGGGAGCCCCCACAUUUUAGGGGCUCCCCAGGAGACUCACACUGAUGGUGGGGAGUGUGGGAAGUU
Microtus oregoni (creeping vole) is the source of this 2369-nucleotide messenger RNA. It is a transcript of the gene Igf2, whose product is annotated as insulin like growth factor 2. Bases 228 to 770 code for a protein of 180 amino acids. The transcript has 4 exons. Gene Ontology annotation, molecular function: hormone activity; growth factor activity. The record is from RefSeq and is a predicted model, not a curated record. Gene Ontology annotation, cellular component: extracellular region. NCBI's taxonomy places the organism in Eukaryota, Metazoa, Chordata, Mammalia, Rodentia, Cricetidae.